Molecule: messenger RNA, 2442 nt
Organism: Salvia miltiorrhiza (redroot sage)
Lineage: Eukaryota; Viridiplantae; Streptophyta; Magnoliopsida; Lamiales; Lamiaceae
Product: gibberellin 2-beta-dioxygenase 8-like
Exons: 3
Coding region: 1328-2335 (335 amino acids)
Molecular function (GO): dioxygenase activity
Source: RefSeq, a predicted model, not a curated record
UUUGCAUGAAAAUAUUUAAUGUGAAAAUUGACUUAAGAAAUGAUAGGUACAUGAAAAUAUAUAAAAUAACAAUAAUUUAAUAUUUUUUGUUUUAAAGUAAAUAUUUUUUAUGUAAAUAAUGAUAUUAAGGAAGUUUUACAUAAUUUAAAAAUAAAAAAUUAUAAAACAUAUCGUGGCCCGUGCAUCGCACGGGAGGGUGUACUAGUUUAUUUUAAAAACACAGGCCCAGCCUCCCUAGGGUAAUCAGGCCCAGUCCGGGCCCAAAAACCUUAACAGCUAUUGUUUGAAAAGGAGGGAUUUGCAGCAGCAGUCGCUGCCCCCUUCUCCUUCCCGUCGCCACGCCUGGAGCCUCGCUGCCGCCUUUUCCCCCGUCAGCCCGCCGCCGCCGCGCGCGAAGCAACGACGCCAUCAGACGUCGUGCGUCGACGCCGGAGGUCUCCACGCCGGUCGCGGCUCGAAGCCGCGUCGAAGGGGACGCGUUUUCAGCGGAGGAAGAAGCGGCGCUCUCGCUGGACGGAUCCCAGCCGGUCGCGGCUCGAAGGCGCGUUGGAGGUAAGCGGCGACGUCUCCAGACGCCUGCCCGCGUCCUCACCGUUCUUCAGCCAUUCCGGCAGGGGCUCGAAGCUCCUUGUCGCCGUUCACCGCCUGGAGGCGUGCAAGACCUCCACCAUCAGUCACCCUCCAUUUCCGGACUCCAAGCCCGCGAUAUGAACGCGUUGCAGAGGGACAGCGGCGUCUCUGAAUCGAGGCGCGACGCAGACGGCGGCGAGUGGUCGGGCGCGGCGCACCGGCGAGCCCCGACCCACCUGCGCCGCCUCGUCAAUCACCCACGCCCUCUGCAUCAGCGGUGGCCGAUGGUAGCAGAAGUGAUCCAGCAAAGAGGGUUCGAAUAUAGCCCAGCAAUAUUCACCCGAUUUCAGAAUAUAGUUUCGAAAUUCAUUAAUCCCAAAUUUUCAGUUUCAGAUUUCAAAAAUCACAUAUUCUUAACCCAUAAAAGUCAAAGUCAAAGAUGAUGAAACAUGACGUAAUAUUCCACUUGUCCAACUAUUUUGUUAACUUCCAUUUGUAAUUGUAUUGUGCAAAAUUUGUAACACACGUAGACUUAGACUAUUAAUUAGGACAUAUGUAUGCAAGACUUAUUCAUAAACAAACUGCCACACGUGAACUUCUUGAACAAACCCCUAUCCGACAAUUGUCACACAACCCCCUAAUCACUGUCUCUUUCUUUCUCUAAUUUCACCAACUUAUUCUUGCCGUCUCUCCUAACCCUAUAAAUACAUCUUUUAAUUUCUUUAAAUUUCCACACUUACUAUUUCGACUUCCCAAAAUGGUAGCACUCGAGUCCACUCCACCUCUAUCCCAACACUAUACCAAAGUUGCUCACGGUCGGUCGCACGACCGAAGUUCGCAAAGCGAGGUCGCAUGCCAUCAUGACCUGCCGGUCAUAGACCUGGCCGGUCUGAUGGACGGCGACGAGGGUGCGAGGGCCAAAUGCGCGUCGGAAAUCGCGGCGGCUUCUUCGGAAUGGGGUUUCUUUCAAGUAGUCAACCAUGGCAUCAACCCCAAACUCCUAAACCGGAUGAGGAGAGAGCAAAUCGAGCUCUUCAAUGCUCCUUUCUCAAGAAAGUCGAGUUGCGGGAUUCUCAACAACUCGUACCGGUGGGGCUCCCCCACUGCCACCGCCCCCGACAACUUCUCGUGGUCGGAGGCGUUCCACAUCUCCCUCACCAAGAUCUCCGACGAAUCUUGCUACGCCGAGUUCUCCUCUCUAAGGGAAGUGCUGGUCGGAUACGCCGCAGAAAUGCAGAAACUGGCCAAACUGCUAGCUGAGGUGCUGAUCAAGAAUCUAGGGCAAACAAUGCAAGAUUUUGAGGAGACUAUCGAAUGCGACGAGAGCACAUGUUUUCUUCGAUUAAACCGAUAUCCGGCAUGCCCAUUACCUGCAGAAAUCUCCGGUUUGGUGCCACACACAGAUAGUGAUUUUCUCACAAUAUUACAUCAAGAUGAAGUUGGGGGGCUUCAACUCAUCAAAGACUCCAAAUGGGUUGCUGUCAAACCCAACAAAGAUGCACUCAUUGUCAACAUUGGUGAUCUUUUUCAGGCUUGGAGUAACAAUUUGUAUAAGAGUGUGGAGCAUAAAGUGAUGGCUAAUCCAAAGAUAGAGAGAUUCUCAGUGGCCUACUUUCUUUGCCCUUCUUAUGACUCUUUGAUCAAGACUUACAAACAGCCAUCUCUUUAUACUAAUUUUACCUUUGCAGACUACAGAGCCAAAGUCCAAGAAGAUUCUAGAUUAUUUGGUCGAAAAAUUGGCCUAUCUAGGUUUCUACGAUCAUAAUUAUUCAUGUCUUCCAAUAUUAAUUAUAUAUAUAUAUAAGCAAAAGUUUAUAACAAAUUGUUUAGAAAUUAAGGGAAUAAGACUAGAUCCCCUUUACGCGUUAAGGA